AGCGUAGUUACACUCCAAUUCUCAUGGUGGCGAUAAUGCCCAAAUAGCUGCCAUCUGCUUAGUCAGAAAACCCACCCGAAGAAACGCUUUCUUUCACGGCGCCAGGUUUUUGAAACGCUUGGAAAAGUUGGACCAGACAGGUGUGGUAGCUUGCGUUGCUAGAGACAACGUAGCCCACUUAUUGUCACGAUUUACAAUAGAUGUUGCCUUUGAUAGCAGCUGGAAACAUCCGCCGUGGGACACUGUUCCAGGAAGGACCAAAGUCCAAAGUCUUUGAAGUCCCCUGCUGGGUUUCUGUCACGUGCAUUAUCAGGACAUGGAAUCGACCGUGCUGAACCUGCACAACCAUUUCCAGAAUCUUUGUGCAGGCUCCGAUAUUCUCAAUGAGGGCCUCGAACCACGAUUGGGACUCUUCUGUGAUGAGGACAGUGCGACUGAGAAAACUGCAGAAAAGGCGUUCCUCCAGAACCCUUGCUGAGCCUCCACAGCAGGUGGUGAAGAAACCCCGCUCCACUGGCCGUACUUCCGAGAGGUUGAACGAGUCCAUAGUGACCAAGACCACCAUCACAGUGCCUGUCAAUGGAGGUCCGGUAGAGGCCUUGUCCACCAUGGAGACAGUGCCUGGCUACUGGACAGGCAGCCGGAAGAGGACCAGUGAGACGACACUACUGCUCAGGGCUGGGACACCACUUCUAUUGACCAAUCAGAGGCAGCUAGCGAGGCUUCCAGCACCCCAUGCAGUAAGGCUCCGCCCCCAACCAAAACACCCAGAGCCAAAGUGGGGGCCCGAAAGCACGAGUUCCUUGCCAAAACGGUCAGAGUUCUGUGUGCCGUGUGGAAGGAAGACCAAGUUUGGGAAGCUCUACCUGAGGUGCCAGGACUGCAGGCUGGUGGCUCACCCAGAAUGCCGCGACCACUGCACCCUGCCGUGUAACCCUAUCUCUACAGGCAGCACCCCCAUCAGGACCAGAGAGCCAAGCACCCUUGCAGACUACGCUCCCUCCUCCUCUCCCAUGAUCCCUGCCCUGGUGGUCCACUGUGUCAAGGAGAUUGAGCACAGGGGUUUACACGAGAUGGGUCUGUACCGUGUGUCGGGCGAGGGGCGCACAGUGAAGGAGCUGAAGAAGAGCUUCCUGCGGGGGAGGACAGUGCCUGUCCUGGCCAAGGUGGAGGACAUCCACUGUGUCACGGGCCUCCUCAAGAACUUCCUGAGAAACCUCCCGGAGCCUCUCCUCACCUUCCGCCUCAACCGUGACUUCAUGGAGGCUGCAGAAAUCCAGGACAAUGACAAUAGCCUGUCGAUGAUCUACCAGACCAUCAGUGAACUGCCCCAUCCUAACAGAGACACUCUGGCCUAUCUGUCCAUCUACCUGCAGAGGGUGGCCCAGUGUGUACUAGACACCAAGAUGGACAUCACCAAUCUGGCAAGAGUGUUUGGACCCACUCUGGUGGGUCAUGCCGUCCCAGACCCAGACCCCAUGACCAUCCUGCACGACACCGACAACCACGGGUGAUGGAGUGCUUGUUGGACCUUCCUUAUGAGUACUGGAGCCAGUUCACAGUGGAGCAGCACACCCAUCCAGACGAUGUGGUCAAAGACGAUGCUAACUGCUACAACACUCCAGACCACAAAGUGAGCAUGCUGGGACCAGUGACCACUCCAGAACACCAGAUGACUAAAACACCCUCCCUGUCCCAGCGCAUGAAACAGACUUUCUCCAGCACCACCAUCGACCACCACAGAACAUCAACAGCGUUUAUCGCGCGUGACCAAUAGGGCCUGAACUAUAUCAUUAUCGCAUCAAUAAAUUGCCUAUAACAAACUCUGAACACGUAGCACAUGUGACAGCAAAAUGGAUGCAGAGGACGUGACAAAAAAAAUCUAAACUGGUCAAUGUUUACUGCUUUCUCGGGAGGUAAAGGGGAAGUCAGAUGUGUGGAAUGAAUUUGACUAGUUGUGGGAAAUACUGGAGGUCAAGAAAAAUAAGUUAAGUAGCAAGCGCUGAGUGCGUAUUAUGUGUGCCGAACAGGUUCUGUAUAGAUUACAGUAUAUUUUUCUGACCAUUUGUAACAAUGAAUGCAAUUACCGAAAUGGAACUUUAUUUAUUUAUUGUUUACGCUAAUUAUUCUUGGGUCGCUUAUUUUAACUAAAAUGCUUGAUUGCAUUUCAAAUCAUGAAUGUCUCGUAUGCUGUGUGAUGACAUGAACAAAUAAAUUAUUGAUUGAUACAGUAGCCUAUAUUAGUAUUGAAAUAUAGGCCUCAGGAAGUUAUGGUAUUAAGACUCCACAGGAUGGGUUCUUAGGCCUACAGCUCGAAGGUGGUUAUACAAGGCUGCUAUACUAAGCCUACUAAUGAUAAUGACAUUACUUAUUAUUAGAAUGAUGAUCAUAAUAAUAACUAUAAGAAGGAAUUUGGAACAGCGUAAACGGCACUAAAUCAAUUCUAAACGAUACCAGAGAGGCUGUUUUAAUUGAAAAAAAUAUCAUUUAAGCCAUUACAGCAUAGCAAAGAUCAAAACCAGUUUAAUUUGGGAAAUUGUGUACAUAACAUGUUGUGUGAGGCUUGGCGCUCACGGAUUUACUAGGCUAUUAAACCAACAUUCAGAUCCUGCUUUUGUUGCCUGUUUGUCUUAUUUCUGUAGAUAUAUUGAUGAUCUAUUAAACCAGGCACAUGUAAGUUAGGCUAUUGAUUAUAGAUCGAAUUAAGUUGGUUUCCUCUCUUCACAUUUCUUAGACAAUUAAGACGGGCUGUUUUCUCAUCUCCUAACCCCGCUGCUGCCUCCACCACAUUGUUCUCAACACAGAUAUGCUGGUUAACUUUGCUAUUAUGCACAUGGCAACAUGGUCUAGGAAAAUGCACUGAUGUUUCAGAACAAGAAAAAUAGAAAGCACAUUUGUUAUAAAAUAUUUUUAUUAGUGUUGCACUGUUGUUCUUAUGUAAUUUGACCAUAUACAUUUUCAGCGGCACAUAGAGUGAUGGACUGUGUCAUCCCCACAGCCUCCACAAUGGAUUAGUCCACUCAGACAGGCGCGAAUCAGGCAGAUUUGGAAGCAAGAGCAAGGCAUCCACUAGCUCAAGUCGCCAAGAAGGCUUCUUUGCCUCCCCUCAGCUGAAGUAAUGGUCAAACCACGGUAUUAUGGUGUAACAUUUUAAACUAUUUUUCUAAAGAACCAAUAAUGAGGUUAUGUGGUCAAGGAACAAAACUGUUAAUUUUUACAUAGCCACUGUACAUGGGAAACCACUGCAAUGUCACCAUGUCUUUUUACUAUUUUAUAUCAAACCUAUUUUUUGUGCAAUAUUAGAUUGUGCUUUAAACACGGUCAUUCUUGUUAACAUAUCUACUACUGUAAUAUGGGAAGCUACUGCUGUAUAUUUUAUACCAAUUUAUAUUACAAACUUAUUUUAAACUCUAUUUUCUAACGAACUAUGCAAUAUUUAAUUUAGCUUUAAACACUAAUGACUUGAAAUAGCUUUAUUUAACGUUAAACUAAAAUCACUAUUACACAAAUCACUUAAUCCUUUUUAUGUUGAUAUUUUAGGCUAUGAGGUUUGAAUCUCUAUUUAAUGGGAUACCUUUGUAUUUACGAUAAUUAAUCAGUAUGAUCUGAUCCGUCUAAUCAUGGGAGAAAGAGUAACUGUUAGCCAGUGUGAAGUUGCUGCUACAUCAAACCAAGGACCUUUGGUGAUCUGACAUGGGCUCAAAUACUUUUUUCAAAUCUUUAAGUACUGUUAUCAUUUACUUUAGCCUGCCUGGAAUGCCAAAUGGACAGGAUUUGCAGUUUUGCCACUAUUCUAUUAGUUCCAUUGUGCCAGGCAAGCUCAAUCAAGCCUAGCUAAAGUAUUUGAAACCAGGUCUGGUAUUGACCAGUAUACAUUACAGUACAUAGUGUUGUGUAAUGCAUAAGUUGAUUAGGUCUAUAAAUGAUGCAUUGGUAGUGGUCCUCUUUUAUUCUGUGAUUGUAAUCACGGAGUUGGAGGGACACUAGCAUUGGAUUGGAACAGAAAAAAAAACCAUUUGCACAGUCCUGUUAAUGUGAUCUGUAUUUUGGAA
Oncorhynchus mykiss (rainbow trout) is the source of this 4052-nucleotide messenger RNA. NCBI's taxonomy places the organism in Eukaryota, Metazoa, Chordata, Actinopteri, Salmoniformes, Salmonidae. The record is from RefSeq and is a predicted model, not a curated record.